AUGGAAUCCUAUUAUAGUUACCAAUAUGUUAAUGUCACUCUUCCAGACGUCACUGAAACUACUGUUAUAACCACCGUCAUUUCUGAUGUAAUUCAAUCAGUCGAAUCUUCCGUCCAAUCUACAGUUUCUUCUGAAGAAGAAUACUUUUCUGGAACUGAAAUCGAAAUCGAGCAAAACACAACCAUAGAUAACCAAGAAAUUGACAUCUCAGAAAUAAACACUAUUGCUGAAUCAGAAGAACAAACAUUAUCAAAUAUCAUCUCAUCAACCACGGAUGAAAUUAUUUCCUCUACAUCUUUAUAUGACACAAACGCAUCUACCUUCUCUGAAUCUGAUUUAUACAUCACUCUAGAAUCACAAUCUAGUGAAGAAUCACAAUUAGAAUUAGAAACUUCUACUGAAACUUCUACUGAAACCUCCUCAACUUUAUCUUCUUCUAUUGUUGCUGCUUCAUCUUCUGCCACCAUUGAAACUUCUUCCAGCUUAGUUGCGGAAGUUACCGAAACUACCUCCUCCACUAAAAUUACUUCCGCUAUCGAAACUUCUUCUUCCAGUGAAAUUAUUUCCGCUAUUGAAACUCCAGUCUUUACUACCUCAGUCCCAACUAACUCAAACACUAACGACGUUGAAAGUGUCACAACAACUUCUUAUGAAACUGUCCCAACUCUUUCCUUCAAUACUGAAACCAUGACCUACAGUGUUGAAACUUUAACUAUUAGCGGCCAAGUUACUGAAUACACUAUCUGGUGUCCAAUUAGCACUUUAGCCUCUGUUACUCCAUUACAAAGUGUCACCAGUGUCCCAGUCCAAGCUUCUGCUAUUGAUGCUAAGGUUACCAGCAGCGUCAAUGAAAAUUUAACUUACAGUGUUGUUACCGCUACUAUCGAUGGUCAAGUCACAGAAUACACUACCUGGUGUCCGAUUAGCACUUCCACCUCAGUUACUCCAUUACAAAGUGUUACUAGUGUCGCUGUCAGUUCUUCUUCUGAAGAUGUUGCCACUACCACUACCGUUACUUCAACUUCUUCCACUGUCAGAACCGCUACUAUUAAUGGUGAGUUCACUGAAAUUACUUCUUUCUACCCAGUCAACACCUCCUCUUCUGAAGAUAGCACCACUACUAUUAGAUUAACUUCAUACACUGUUAGAACUGCCACUAUCAACGACGAAGUCACUGAAAUUACCUCUUACUACCCAGUCAGCACCAUGUCCAGUUCUAGAGCUUUUGAAUAUGUUACUGCCUCUGCUAACUCCACUGUUAACUCCACUACUCAUGCUUUCUCUGAAUACGAAGGUGCAGCCAACAUGAUUACAAUUAAGAGCACAAGUUUACUUUCAGUUAUUGUUUCUUUAUUCAUUGCACUAUUUUAA
Molecule: messenger RNA, 1371 nt
Organism: Tetrapisispora phaffii CBS 4417
Lineage: Eukaryota; Fungi; Ascomycota; Saccharomycetes; Saccharomycetales; Saccharomycetaceae
Exons: 1
Coding region: 1-1371 (456 amino acids)
Source: RefSeq, a predicted model, not a curated record